Molecule: messenger RNA, 1521 nt
Organism: Balearica regulorum gibbericeps (East African grey crowned-crane)
Lineage: Eukaryota; Metazoa; Chordata; Aves; Gruiformes; Gruidae
Source: RefSeq, a predicted model, not a curated record
CUUGAUGACUUAAACAGAUGGAGUCUGCUUCUCAUUUCUCCUUUUAUUUAUCCUGAUAAGUUACUUAAAGCAGAACAUAUAGCUUUUGUGACAGAAAGCACUUCAGCUCAGACAGAUAAUUUGCAGAAAGUACCUGGCUCUUCAAAAGAGAUUGUGAAGUGGUCAGACUAUUGUUCACCGUUGGCCUAUAAACCUGGUGAGCCUUAUAAGUUAAUUGCUGAAGCAAGUGUAGAUAAUUUCAGUAACCUUGGAAUAGCAUUCAUGGAAGACAGGCUUCAAAUGGAUAACGGAAUGGUGCCACACAAGAUUGUUUCUGUCCAUUUACAGGAAUCUACUCUGAAGGAGUUGGCCCAGGUGGCACCAUCUGUAAAAGAGCAAAGUAUAAGCAGUACACAAAUGGAUGAAGUAACUCCUGCUGCUACUUUUGGGACUAUGGUUAAAUCAGAAUUAGGAGUAGCUGAGUCUGCAGGACGAGGUGAAGAGGAGAAAUCCAAGCUAGAGAAAGAUCGUGAGCAUGAAGAUGAAUCCAACGGUCUGUCUGACAAAGAGACAGGUGCUGGAGAACAUCAUCACUUGCAUCUUUCCAGCUGUCAUGAAUGCCUGCAACUUGAAAACAGUACUAUUGAAUCGGUCAAAUUUGCCUCUGCAGAAAACAUUCCAGAGCUUUCUGAUGAUUGCAAAAGCAAACUGGAAGAGAAGAAUGACGACUGUCUAGUAAGAGGAAUAAAGAGAGUAAACUUUGCUGGAAAGUCCCCUAAUGUAUUGAUUUAUCUUGGCUCUGAAACUGCAAAAGUGGAAUUUGAGCAGGUAAAAUCAAUCCUUCAAGAAUGCAUUGGUAUAGACAGCUACACCAUCUACCAGCUGCGUGAGGAACAAGUUCUGAAAGAUCCAUGGAUUGAUAAUGCGCUGCUGUUGAUCAUUGCCACAGAGGAGCCUAUUUCUGAGGAGAACCACAAAGAAUUUAUCAAGUUUUUAUCUAAAGGUGGAAAGAUUCUAGGAUUUUCUUCAUCUUUUACAUUUGAUGGCGUACAAAUAAAGAGAAAAAAAAACCUGAAGAAGACUGUUCAUGAAUUAGUGGUCUCUAAAAUGGACAGCACUGAAGUUAAGUUGAAUCUUUUGCUCAGUGGCUAUAUUUUUGAGGAAGUGAUGAAGGAAGAUACCAAAGUGAAGACAUUGAGUCGAUUAAAUAAUGCUGAUGAAGAUACAAUUAUUGUUCAUGUGACUUACGGAGACAGUGGAGGAGAAGCCAUUCUUUCUCAGGCACACUUGGAACUAGAUAUCAAUUCUAUGGAUGUCCAAACUGAAGAGGAUUUUAAUUUGCUUAAGAUAAGCAACACAAAGAGAUAUGAAGUUCUCAAAGAGAUCCUGAUAUCGCUUGGCCUGAGUUGUGAAUUAAGUGAGAUUCCUAUGUUAACACCUAUUUACCUUCUGUCUCCUGAUGAGUUUCUAGUUUAUAUGUUUAUCAUGUAUCUUAAAGUCACAGUUUUACUACAUGGACUAAAAAAAUCCAAUAAAAUAUGA